AUGGAGCCGUGUUCGUGUACUAUAUGUUCUGCCGCUUGCAUCAUACAUUCCCAGCCCCUCCGUCUUAGUCGUAAAAGGAUGCGCCAUUCCAGUCGAGAUGAGUCUGGCCUGGGGGGAGGCAUUGAUUUAUGUCUUGGGAGCCAGCUCACCCAACAGUACAGGAACAACUUGGAUGAAGCAGAAGACGAACUGGCGAUUAAGGAGGAUGAAAAGGGACUGAAAGAAGCAAAGGGCCUUACGGAUGAGCAAGAUAUACUCAGACCACACGAACUUGAUUUCAUGCGUGAUAUGAACGGAAAAACACGAGCGGAACUUCGCUACUUCCUUCAUUUAACAUUAGACCAAGAAGAGCAGAAGCGAGUUCGUUAUGAAGCUGCUUUGUUUUCUGAUUUUCUUCUCGAUCAUUUGCUGAUCGCGAGACCGUGA
Protopolystoma xenopodis is the source of this 426-nucleotide messenger RNA. The record is from the annotation of a GenBank genome assembly. Lineage: Eukaryota; Metazoa; Platyhelminthes; Monogenea; Polystomatidea; Polystomatidae.